AUGAAGCAACCGGACCGUUUCCGCGAAGCAGGUUUGAUUUUCUUGCCCUGUAUAGCGUUGCAAGGGAUUUACAAUGAUCCUGCAGGACAUGCUACAUUGCUUUACGGGGCAACGUGCGCCGUGAUCUUCAUCUCGUGUAUCUUUGGCUGGUGGGUUUUCUACCUACCUUUCAUCGCCACGACAGCAGUCGUGGUCACGUUCCUGGUCAUGUCCAGAAAGUUCCUCCUCCGCGACCAGAAACCCGAGUCCCUGAAGGUCAUCACGAUCACAGCCAUUGUGUCCCUUGUUGCUUCCGUGGCCCUGUUCAUCAUCCUCUGCUUUUGCGAGGUGUUCACUCCGUCGCAAUCCCGACAACCCUUCCGGUCCCAAGCAGGUGCAUCGCCCAUGACGCGUAUCAUGCGUAGAAACGAGGACCCAACCGGGGCAUUUGUGACUGCUGGACCCGGUGGGGAUGACUGUGGCCACGGGUUGCAAGACUGCCGGAUCCAGGGUGGACACACGAACUUUGCCAGGCGACACAAGAUCGUUGGGAGUUGGGGCAUGCCGGCCUGGAUGCUGCCGCCCAUCAUGGUGGUGAAUCACCGGAGCAGCGGCCUGUUUUCUCCAUCGGUGCCCUCGGAAGAUCCCCUCCCUGCAUGAUUAACUUUACUAUAUACUGUAUCAUUAAUAAAGUGCAUACAAUUUUUGUUGUUGGAAUAUAUUUUUUCAUAAUUGA
Molecule: messenger RNA, 715 nt
Organism: Notodromas monacha
Lineage: Eukaryota; Metazoa; Arthropoda; Ostracoda; Podocopida; Cyprididae
Source: the annotation of a GenBank genome assembly